Molecule: messenger RNA, 795 nt
Organism: Penicillium verhagenii
Lineage: Eukaryota; Fungi; Ascomycota; Eurotiomycetes; Eurotiales; Aspergillaceae
Product: vacuolar protein sorting family 37 protein
Exons: 2
Coding region: 1-795 (264 amino acids)
Biological process (GO): ubiquitin-dependent protein catabolic process via the multivesicular body sorting pathway; protein targeting to membrane; protein targeting to vacuole
Cellular component (GO): ESCRT I complex
Source: RefSeq, a predicted model, not a curated record
AUGUCUCAAACACCGUCACCCUUUCCUACACAACCAUCUUAUUACUCAGCCCCAACAAUGACGAAUCCCAUAAAUGCCGACACACCUCCUCCGCCGCCCCCAAAACCCAGCAGUCACGAAGCAAGCCGAGGAGGCACCCCUCAAAACAUGUCUUCCCUACCAACGCCUCAACAACCAAGAUCCUAUGGCUAUUCUCCAGAUACUCAGGUCACAGGAUCCCAACAACCGACAUAUCUUCAAACCACCCCUCUCCCUGCUCCACCAACGAUUGAAGAGGGUUGGCUCCCAGAAUUAGUCAAAGCGAAAUCAACCCUGGAUCUCCAAACUAUUCUCAAGGACCCAAACCUCAUAUCUGCGCUCUCAAGCCACCACCCCUCCCACACAGCGCGCCAACAGAACCUCGAAUUCCUCCUACAAGUAAAUCAGGAGCUUGCAAACCGCGUGCUUGAAACCCAAAAACAUGUCGCCGAGCUUCGCGCCUCCACCGAAACCAUGCUCCUUCAGCACCAGUCGCUUGAAGUCUCCUGGCGCAAAAAGCAAACGGAAAUGGAUGCCGCUCUAGCGCCGUGGUCGCCUAAAGCAUUGUAUCAGCGAUUAAGUGCGGCCAUCGCGGAGCAGGAGGCUGUUUGUCAAGCCGUGGAGGAGAGUUUCUUGGACGAGGAUCACCACGGCCGUGCCACGGAGAAGGAGAUUGCAGAUUGGGUGCGACGAGUGAGAGUGGAAGCAUCCAAGUUGGCAUCGAGAAAAGAGGCCAAGGCGCGAUGGGAUGAGGGGAGAGUUGGAGGCUGGCGUUAA